AUGAAAAAUAAUAGAAAAAUAAAUAUAAAUUGUCAUCAUGCUGAUGAGGAUGGUAAAGAUUCAAAAGUAAUUAAAUACAAUUUCAAAAUUAAAAGAGAUGAAAAUAAUAAAUCAAUUUCAUUUAGAGUUUGUGAUAUUGAACAAAAUAAAUGGGAAUUAAAAUAUGAAUUUAAUGUUGAUGAUUUUUUAAAAAAUGAAUUAUUAAAAACAAAUGAACCUUUAAAUUCAAUUAAAAAUAAUCAUUCAAUUUAUUAUCAAGAAAGAAUGGAAGCAAGUGCAAUAAUUAAAAAUGAAAUUGGUGAAGAAUCUAAAAAAUACAAAGUAUUACAAACAAGUAUUAUCAAUGGCGAUGAUGAUGGUUCAAAAUUAGAAUCAUUUAAUUUAAAUAGUUUUGUAUACUCUGCUUGGGAAAGUUAUAAUAAUCACAAUCAUUUGGUAUUACGUCCAGAUAAUAUCUGGAUGGCAAUAUUAACUCAAUUAUCGUUCUACAUAAAUAAAAACUCUGAAGAAUUACGUGAAAAAUUUGUAGAUUUUACUGGUAAAAAGGAAUUAAUAGUUGAGACUGAAUAUAGAAUAUUAGAAGCACCUUUUGAAAAAUUAACAAUUGAAAUGUCAAAUCAAAUUCAAUCAAAUAUUAAAGAUCCAUCAAUUAAAGAUUUAAUUAUACCAGAUUUUACAACUACAACAGAAUCUGAUAAAGUUGUAUUUUCAAUUGCAUUAAUGUCAACAAUGAAGAAAUAUUUCGAUUAUAGAUAUGGAUGUAAAUGUGGACUUUCAGAAGUAACAUUAUUAGGUGAAAUUAAUGAUUGGAUAAAUUUAAAAGAAAGAGUUGAAAAAUUAAUUCAAUUCGAUAAUAAAGAUGGUGUAAUUAAAAAAUGGUUAAAUAAAUAUUUAUUAGCAGUGAUUGAUAAAUUCAUUGAUUCUGCAAAAGGAAAUCCUGAUACAACUUGGUGGAAUCAAAUAGUUGAUUAUAAACAACGAUCUGGUGGAUCAGUUUUAACAGGUUGGUUAGCUACUUUUUGUGUAUUCGAUAAUGAUGGUAAAUACAAUGAUAAAAAAUUUUUAUUUUUUGAUGAAGAAGAGGAUUUUCCAUGGCCAAGAGUUAAUGGUGAUUCAAUUCCAAAUGGAUAUGUAUCAUGUCCUAUAAAAUUAAAAGAUAUUGAUCAAGAAUACAAUAGUACAAUUUAUUCAGGUCAUUUUGGUUCAAAACUUUUAGAUAAUAAUUCAAAAUUAAUACCAUCAUUAGAUUGGUUUAUUAUUGCUAAACUUUUAUAA
Dictyostelium discoideum AX4 is the source of this 1275-nucleotide messenger RNA. RefSeq lists its product as hypothetical. The record is from RefSeq and is a predicted model, not a curated record. Lineage: Eukaryota; Evosea; Eumycetozoa; Dictyosteliales; Dictyosteliaceae. The coding region runs from base 1 to 1275 and encodes 424 amino acids. The transcript has a single exon.